CCUCUUCGUUCGCUGUUGAUAAUCAAGACUGAUAUUCAAUAAUGGCGUCCACGCCGGCAGCGCUUCAGUCGCCAACGGGAGGCAGCGCGCCGCCAACCAGAACAGUGCCGCCGCUCGCAGCAGACAAGCCUCGCCUCCGUAACCAAAACGUGCUAAGCAUAAACAAUUAUUAAAAAUAUUUUCAAUUUUAUAUCUUCAAAUAUCUUCUAUGUGCAUUAUGGAAUUCAGAGACUUAAAUUGAUACCUUAAAAAAUUAGUGUUUGAUUUGGUGAUAAGAGUAAAAAAAUUCGCACGUAUUUCUGGAUUUGGUCGUAUUGGAUGUGCAAACAGUCACAGCAAAGCCCCGAAAUAAAGCGGUAGCGGGCGCGAUUUUUAUGCGGCUGAUAACGGAACGCAUGACUUAAUAGCGGGCGCGAAGAUAGAACGCGAGAUAUGCGUCGGUGGGACUGAUAAGAAAUAAAAAAGCGCGCGACGGCGGUUUUCGGGCGCUAAACGCCGUCUGGUCCGGUCGACGUCGUCAGCUACCGCCAGAAAACCAUGAAUGAAUAAUAAAUAAACUGAACGCAAAUUUUGUAUUGAGUGUGAAUAAGUGCAACAAAAGUGAAGUGACUGAAAGAAUGUCCUUGCUGGAGCAAUCAAGAGGGUUGUCGCACGUGCCGCUGCCACCCGGCGGGCCGUCGAUGAUGGGUCCACAUGGGUUGGACAAUGCGCCCAAUUCUGAUGUUUUAUUGGCGUUGCUUGCAAGAAACAAAGCACUGGAAGCAACCAUACCGAAAUGCGGCGGGUGUCACGAGAUGAUUCUGGAUAGAUUUAUUCUCAAAGUUGCCGACCGGACGUGGCAUGCCAAAUGCUUACAGUGCAGCGACUGUCGUGUGCAGCUUACUGAUAAAUGCUUCGCACGAAACGGCCAGCUUUUCUGCAAAGACGACUUCUAUAAUGGGUGCAGACGAUUCGGCACCAAAUGUGCCGGAUGCGAUUUGGGCAUUCCGCCGACGCAGGUCGUCCGUCGCGCCCAGGACAACGUCUACCAUCUUCAAUGCUUUGCGUGUGCCAUGUGCGCACGUCAGCUGAACACCGGAGAUGAGUAUUACCUGAUGGAGGACCGUAAACUGGUAUGCAAACCAGAUUACGAAGCUGCUAAAAGUAAGGCCGCUGAGUGUCUCGAUGGUGAUCAACCCAAUAAACGGCCAAGGACUACUAUAACUGCGAAACAAUUAGAAACUUUAAAAACAGCGUAUAAUAAUAGUCCGAAGCCAGCGAGGCAUGUCCGAGAGCAACUUAGUCAGGAUACUGGGUUGGAUAUGCGGGUAGUGCAGGUGUGGUUCCAGAAUAGACGUGCGAAAGAGAAGCGUUUGAAGAAGGACGCUGGGAGGACGAGAUGGAGUCAGUACUUUAGGUCUAUGAAAGGAGGCAGUUCACCAAGGCAUGAUAAGUUGUUGGAUAAAGAUGAUAUGAAAGUGGAUUUGGAUAGUUUUAGUCAUCAUGAUUUAAGCGAUGAUAGUUAUGGAACUGUGGUAAAUAUGGGCAUGGAAAACGAUUCGAGUCCGCAUAGUGCCAGAGGUCCUUCGUUUCUUCACGGGGCAGGAUCACCUUCGUACCUUCCAGGACACACUCCACCACAUGGCCAUGAACACUUUCCAUACCCCGAUCAACUCUCAGUCUACGCAUCAAUAGGUCAAGGACAUCCACCUGGAAUGCCUGGUAUGCCACAUGGCCUGCCGCCGGGUGCUGACACGGAUGUGAGCAACGACAGCAGCCCUCGCAACUAUCCCGACUUUCCGCCCAGUCCCGACUCGUGGCUGGGCGAACCCUCAAGCGCCCACUACUGACCCCCUUGCCGAAGUCACCACAACACAGCUGUGAAACGAGCAACUAAAACAACAACGCGUAUUACGAUACGAGUACCAUUCAUCUUUAUUCAUUUAUAUACAAUUAUUUGAAACAAAAAAAAUUAUCAAAAAUUGCAAAGCUCGAAUUUAUGUACAAAUAUUUUCAAACA
Molecule: messenger RNA, 1999 nt
Organism: Dalotia coriaria
Lineage: Eukaryota; Metazoa; Arthropoda; Insecta; Coleoptera; Staphylinidae
Gene: Lim3
Product: Lim3 homeobox protein
Exons: 6
Coding region: 618-1829 (403 amino acids)
Biological process (GO): regulation of transcription by RNA polymerase II; neuron differentiation
Cellular component (GO): nucleus
Molecular function (GO): zinc ion binding; RNA polymerase II transcription regulatory region sequence-specific DNA binding; DNA-binding transcription factor activity, RNA polymerase II-specific
Source: RefSeq, a predicted model, not a curated record